AUGUCUAUCACCGUCACAGAAACCAAGACAAACACCAAUGGCCAUGCCAAUGGAAUUGAUGGAAUUUCUCUAAGACUCACUGCGCCGGUGAAAACCGUACCACUCAAGUCAUCUGGAGCCCUAGAUGGUUAUGUACGCAAAGAGAUCACCCCGGUGAUAGGUACUGAGUUUCCUGAUGCCAACGUUGCGGACAUGCUGCAUGCUCCCAACGCUGAUGAACUCCUACGCGAUCUAGCCAUAAUGGUCUCUCAGCGCGGAUUCUGCGUCUUCCGUCAUCAGUCCAAUCUAAGCAUUGCUGAUGAGAAGCUGCUGUGCCACCGCCUCGGGCAGCUCACCACGCGCCCAUAUACUUCGAGUCUUUACAUCCACCCCGUCAACCAGAUGGAGCUGGCCGAUGGUUCAGUCGACCCUGAAGUCAUGUCGCCAUCGCGCAACACCAAGAAGAAACUGUACAUCCGCGAAGGUGGCUACUCUAAGGGUAGCGAGCGCAACCAGAGCCGCGCCGAUGGAUGGCACACAGAUGGUAGCUUCGAAAAUGUACCUACUGAUUAUACGCUGCUGCAUAUGGUCAAGGUCCCCGUCGAAGGGUCCGGCGGGGACACCAUGUUUGCCAGCGCGUAUGAGGCGUAUGAUUUACUUAGCCCACCGAUGAAGAAGUUCCUCGAGUCCCUAAACGCUACAUUUAUGCCCUGGGACCACAGGCCCGAGGACAUCAUUAACCACAUGUGGAAAGGCACGCGUGGCGCACCUGAGAACCAAGGGCCAGAGCUAAGGGCUUCUCACCCAUGCGUCCGUACCAACCCCGUUACUGGCUGGAAGUCGCUGUUUGCGUUUGGACAUCACCUGGAGGAGUUUGAGGGCCUGGGUGAUGUCGAGAAUCGCAUGAUGAAGGAGUUCGUGCAGAGACUUGUCACUGAAAACCAUCAGUUGCAGGCGAGAGUGCGCUGGGAGCAGGAUGACCUUGUGAUCUGGGACAACCGAGCCGUGUACCAUAGCGCUACCUAUGACUACGGCGGUAUCACUGGUGGCAAGCGCAUCGGUAACCGGGUCUGCGGAGUCGGGGAGAUCCCCUACUUGGAUCCUCGCUCUUCUGGACGCCGAUAUGCCUUGGGCAUGGACUACCUUGCUUGA
Messenger RNA from Talaromyces atroroseus, 1131 nucleotides. RefSeq lists its product as hypothetical. The coding region runs from base 1 to 1131 and encodes 376 amino acids. Lineage: Eukaryota; Fungi; Ascomycota; Eurotiomycetes; Eurotiales; Trichocomaceae. The record is from RefSeq and is a predicted model, not a curated record. Gene Ontology annotation, molecular function: 2-oxoglutarate-dependent dioxygenase activity. The transcript is spliced from 2 exons. Gene Ontology annotation, cellular component: cytoplasm.